AUGAGUGGGCCCAACCACACAGGCACUGCGCUGCCUCCUCCUCCCUUCUUCUUGGUGGGGAUUCCUGGACUGGAGUCUGCUCAUGCGCCCAUCUCCUUCCUGUUCUGCGUGAUGUACAUGCUGGCGCUCCUGGGCAAUGGGACGGUUCUCCUCGUCAUCUGCCUGGAGCGCACGCUCCACCAGCCCAUGUACCUGCUUCUGGCCAUGCUCUCCAUGGUGGACGUGGGCCUCUCCACCUCCACCCUCCCCAAGACACUGGCUGUGUUCUGGAUGGGGGCCCACGACAUUGGCUUCCACGCAUGCCUGGCCCAGAUGUUUUUCCUCCAUGCCUUCACUGCCUUGGAGUCUGGCCUCCUGGUGGCCAUGGCCUUCGACCGCUACGUGGCCGUGUGCGACCCGCUGCGGUACACGGCGAUCCUCACCGACUUUGCCAUUGCCAAAAUGGCUGUGGCCAUAGUCAGCCGGGCGCUGGCUCUCCUGAUUCCACUGGUCCUGCUGGCAAUGCGCCUCCCCUUCUGCAGGAGCAGGGUCAUUGCCCACUCCUUCUGCGAGCACAUGGCCGUGGUCAAAUUGGCCUGUGGGAACACCAAGCUCAACAGCGCCUACGGGCUGGCGUUGGUCGCCAUGGUGUUUGGGCUUGAUGUCUUCUUUAUUGCCUGGUCUUAUUGCCUCAUCCUGGGGACAGUCUUCCGGCUGCCCUCAAGGAAAGCCCAGCGAAAGACGCUCAGCACCUGCAGCUCCCACCUCUGCAUCAUCCUGCUCUUCUACACUCCAGCUGUUUUCUCCUUCUUCACCCACCGCUUUGGCCAUGCUGUGGCCCCUUGUGUUCACAUCCUCCUGGGCAACCUCUACCUCUUUGUUCCCCCAGCACUGAACCCCAUCGUCUAUGCCUGGAGGACGAAGCCCAUUCGCCAAAAAGUCCUCAGCGCUUUUCGACUUUGCAAGGGGUGA
Molecule: messenger RNA, 951 nt
Organism: Eublepharis macularius
Lineage: Eukaryota; Metazoa; Chordata; Lepidosauria; Squamata; Eublepharidae
Product: olfactory receptor 52J3-like
Exons: 1
Coding region: 1-951 (316 amino acids)
Biological process (GO): G protein-coupled receptor signaling pathway
Cellular component (GO): membrane
Molecular function (GO): olfactory receptor activity; G protein-coupled receptor activity
Source: RefSeq, a predicted model, not a curated record